This is a messenger RNA of Lotus japonicus, 600 nucleotides long. RefSeq lists its product as uncharacterized. Lineage: Eukaryota; Viridiplantae; Streptophyta; Magnoliopsida; Fabales; Fabaceae. Bases 1 to 600 code for a protein of 199 amino acids. The transcript has 4 exons. The record is from RefSeq and is a predicted model, not a curated record.
AUGGACGUACGUUCUCUUGUGAUGGAAGAAGAAGUUCUUGAAUUUUGCAUUGAGUAUGCAGGACAAGCUCUUUUUCUCUACAAACUGGUUGAAGAUAUCUUUGGUGUUAGAGCUUUGACUGUAUGUAAUUACUUCCUUCAGGUUGUUCCCACCGGAGGUUGCCUACUCCGAAUGCCACGUAGCUUGAAUGUGAGGAGUUUGACAAUAAAGACAUCUUUGGAACAAGAUGAGCUUUUAGGAAUUACGAGUAUGAGUUACCUGUCUACUUUAACCUUGAGAGGUUCUGGGUUGAUCAUGCAAGGGCUUAUACAUGCAUCGUAUAUUCUUAGGGAGGUGGAGAUUAAGGACUUUAAAGGAUCAAACAAUGAGAUUAGUAUGCUUACCUAUUUCAUUACUACUGGUAGAGCCUUGAGAAAAAUUACUAUCAACAUAUCAAAGGAUGAUGUUGUAGAUCAAGAUGGGAGGUUGGAUUCUUACUACCGUAGCAUGACAGAAAUGUUAAGUUUGAAUAUUGGCUGGGCAUUGCCGAUUGCUCAUGGACCUUGUCUUGGCAUUGCUCAUCAACUAAAAUUAGGUAGUUUCUCAAACAGUAGAGACUGA